ACACGUCAGCAGCAGCUCUGACUUGAAGGCUGCUCAGCCAAUCAGCACACAGCUGGUCAACUGUGUCAUCAGCCUGAGAUUGAGGAAGGGUUCUCUCUCUCUCUUUUUCUCUCUCUAACCCUCUCUCUCUCUGAUGCGGGGAGCAGCGCCGUGCCGUGUGAGUGUGUGUGUGAGCGUGUUGCUGAGAGAUGAUGAAACAUCCGCGUCAGUGAGCCGUUGGGAAGCUUCUCCCUGCCUGAGGAUGUGAGAGAAUUGGAGGCUGAACGAGGGAUCCACUCCAUCCUGCAGGCUGAGCCGUCUGCACAGGCCUGCUUUCCCUCUUUCUCUCUCUCUCCAUCCUCUCUUUCUUGUGAGGCUUCUCUCACCCGUUUUCUCUUCUUGUUCUUCCUCUGUGUAGCAAGGGGAUCGUCAUCCCCCCAUCGAGUCUUUUUUUUGUGGUGGUGGCUCCCUCCUUCUCUUCCUCCUCCUCCUCCUCCCCCUCUCUCUCCAUCUCCACCACCACCUCCUCCUCUCUUUUUUCUCUAUUCUUCAAGAGGACCUCUUUGGAAUAGCAAACCUCCAUGUAUGACAAUUUGUACCUGCAUGGAUUUGAAGACUCGGAGGCGGGUUCAGCUGAUUCCUACACUAGCAAGCCGUCUGAUUCAGAUGUGUCAUUGGAGGAGGAGAGGCCGGAGGGGGGUAGUCAGGGCCGGCAGGAGCGAGAACAACAGGCUGCACUGCAGCUGGAGAGGGCAAAGGCCAAAGCGGUUGCCUUUGCCGUGAAAACAAAUGUCAGUUACUGUGGUGCGCUGGAUGAAGAUGUGCCUGUGCCAGGAACUGCCAUCUCAUUUGAUGCGAAAGACUUCCUGCACAUCAAAGAGAAGUUUAAUAAUGACUGGUGGAUUGGGAGGCUGGUGAAAGAAGGCUGUGAGAUUGGUUUUAUCCCCAGUCCCCUAAAGCUGGAGAAUAUCAGAGCACAGCUGGAACAGAAGAAAAGCCGUGUACAAGGUAAGUCCAGUGGAAGCUCCUCCUCCAGUUUGGGGGAUGUGAUGUCUUCCCUUCUUUUUCCUCUUUUUACAGGCAAGCAGAAACAGAAAGUGACUGAACAUGUGACUCCCUAUGAUGUUGUGCCUUCCAUGAGGCCUGUGGUGCUGGUUGGUCCAUCGCUGAAAGGAUAUGAGGUCACUGAUAUGAUGCAGAAAGCUCUUUUUGACUUCUUGAAACACCGGUUUGAUGGCAGGAUAACUAUCACGCGUGUGACGGCAGAUAUCUCACUGGCGAAGAGAUCAGUGCUUAACAAUCCCAGCAAGAGAGCCAUUAUUGAGCGCUCAAAUACCAGAUCCAGCCUUGCUGAGGUACAGAGUGAGAUUGAGCGGAUAUUUGAACUCGCUCGCUCGCUCCAGCUGGUUGUGUUGGACGCAGACACCAUCAACCAUCCUGCUCAGCUGCUGAAGACUUCACUAGCACCCAUUAUCGUCCAUGUCAAAGUGUCCUCGCCAAAGGUCCUCCAGCGGCUCAUCAAAUCUAGAGGAAAGUCACAGAGUAAACACCUCAAUGUACAGCUCGUAGCCGCAGACAAACUAGCACAGUGUCCUCCGGAGAUGUUUGACAUCAUCUUGGAUGAGAAUCAAUUGGAAGACGCAUGUGAACACCUGGCUGAGUAUCUUGAGGCAUACUGGAAAGCAACCCACACCUCCAGCAGUACCCCACUCAACCCUCUGCUGGGCAGCAACCUCGGCCCCGCUGCCUUGGCCCCUUACACUACGUCUGCGAUAUCUGGCUUGCAGAACCAACAGGGGCAAAAAACACGGCAUGCCAACCACACCGGGGACCACUCCACCCCCAACGAACGGCGCAACCUGAUGACCUCAGACGAGAACUACCACAACGAACGAGCGCACAAGGGACGGAAUCGGGGCUCUUCUGGCUCACAGCAUGGAGGCAGUGGUCGAGACCAAUACUACAUGGAAGAGCAGCAGGGCUACCAGGACCCCUACCAGGACACCUACAAGCCCCACCGCAACCGCAGUUCCCCAGGCAGCUACAGCCAGGACUCACGACACCGGCUCUGAGCCACCCUGCCCCGUUUCAUCCUCCAACCCUGAGCCACAGAGCCACCGAGCCAAGAUGGCUUCUGUCCAGAAUUGUAUACAUCUUCCAUUACAUUUUCGUUUUGUUAGGAUCUCUUGAGUUACAAAGUAGAAACUGUUUAACCCCUCCUGAACCUUCGCCAUCUGACCAAAGCCUGCAUUUCCGUCUGCUUAUACAAGGCUCAUCUUGUCUGCCUGGGAAAAGGAAACUUUUCUAAAUGAAACGUUACAGCUGUUAUGCUUUCACAUGUUAAUAUGCUUGUUGAUUUUUAGUUUUUUGUCGAUUGUGUUGCAAAAGGGCAGGUUUUACUUCUACCAAGCAACCAUUUAACUUAAAAACGAAUGAUUAGUUGCUCCUUAAAAGCAAAUAUUCUGUGAAGCUAGCAAUGGCCGAGAAUUAGACAGUUGUAAAGGGUCCCUGAGAACUGAACAAGGAGCUCAGUUAGUCUUUGUCAUUAUUGCCAGCAUGUUACCUGGCCGCAUGCUUCCCCUGUCAUUAGUGCAAACCUUGAGCAGACAUAGGAUGAUGCUCUGAUCUUUGCCAUAAGCAAGCCCAGAGAAAGUGGCUGACGAACUGGAACAUUUCAAUAACUUAACACAGACCUACUGCCAGCUGUCUUUUCUUACAGAAACAGAAUCUUGAAUAUAAUUAUCUUGGAUUUUUCCAAAGCCUCGAAAUCCCAGGCGGUGGAAUUUCCACAUAACUUCUACCGUAAACAGCAGGAAUCUUAAAUUCAGCCACAGCCAGCCAAUCAUCUGUGCAGGUUAGCAUGGUGCACUAGCAUCUAGCCCAUGGUCUCAUUUCUUACAAGGCAUUAUUUUCUAGUAAAGAAGACCGCUUAAAGAAAUGCCUAACAUAGGAAUGCUGAACAAAAGUGUUGCUGUGAUCUACUCCUCAAUAGAGUUAACAAGCAUUGACAUCUUAUAAUUAGUUUUCAUCAUUUAGAAGCUGGAAUUUAGGCACUUUUGGUACAUUGUAAUUUAAAUAGCUCUCAAGGGUGCUCUAUUAAAAAAAUAAUAUUUUUCUCAGCACUAUGUGUAACUCAAGUAUGAACGGGUAGAUUUAGUUCUGAUUCUUUAGGAGUGACAGGCACCCUGCCCUCCACCCUACCAACUGGAGCUGCUGCCAUCUGGUCCACCUCUGCAGACAUGCAGUGAUCUCCGGGGUGGCUCGCCACAUCUCAAAAGUUACAGACUAAACCGACCGCCGAAGUGUUGUUCUUCUACUACUUAUACGUUUUCAGUGUGAAAGGGACUGGCAGAGGACGAAUAGAUCCUCAACAUAUGGAAGAAGUUCAGACCUGGACCUGAAACUUACAGACCCAAGGCCUUGGCACACCAUGAUUUUCCUUGGCUGCAUAUUCUCGCCUUCUUGAUUUAUGCUAGUUUGUGCAUUUUCAAAAGAAUAAAUUUUAAAGAAAAAAAUCAACUCGGGAAAACUGAGAACCGCAACGAGUACAUUCUGUAUGCAUUUGUCUAUUCGCAUGCUUCUAUGUUAAUUAUAUAAUGAAGAUGAAUGAACAUGAGGAAUUUGGCAGUCGAUGCCCAUUUGACAAAAAAAAAAAAAUCUUCUAUGAAUUUGCUGCCUGAGACAAUCAGAUGGAACUUCUCUGUAAAACCGGAACGUUGUUCAUCCCUUCCCAUCAUCCUGCCCUCUCCCAUUUCACACCAGCUUCAUCUGAGCUCCAGAUAAAAGAAUAAAAAGCUGUCAAUUUUUCCUUUUUUUUUCGUGAAAGUUGAAAAUUAAAGAUGGAAAUGCAAAAUCGCAUGCAUAUCAUUUUAAUUUAUAACAAAUUUGAAAGAAAAAAAUUGUUUUAUGGAAUAUAAUUGUGUAAAAGGCAAAUCAAGCAGUAUUUAAGUUCUUUUACAAAAAAGAAAAGAAGAAAAAAUAAAUGGUCAUUUUGAAA
Molecule: messenger RNA, 3976 nt
Organism: Carassius gibelio (silver crucian carp)
Lineage: Eukaryota; Metazoa; Chordata; Actinopteri; Cypriniformes; Cyprinidae
Gene: cacnb4b
Product: calcium channel, voltage-dependent, beta 4b subunit
Exons: 13
Coding region: 561-2051 (496 amino acids)
Biological process (GO): calcium ion transmembrane transport; regulation of voltage-gated calcium channel activity; chemical synaptic transmission
Cellular component (GO): voltage-gated calcium channel complex
Molecular function (GO): protein binding; high voltage-gated calcium channel activity
Source: RefSeq, a predicted model, not a curated record